Aureobasidium melanogenum CBS 110374 is the source of this 1977-nucleotide messenger RNA. RefSeq lists its product as uncharacterized. NCBI's taxonomy places the organism in Eukaryota, Fungi, Ascomycota, Dothideomycetes, Dothideales, Saccotheciaceae. Gene Ontology annotation, biological process: positive regulation of transcription by RNA polymerase II; DNA-templated transcription. Gene Ontology annotation, molecular function: zinc ion binding; DNA-binding transcription factor activity, RNA polymerase II-specific; sequence-specific DNA binding. The coding region runs from base 1 to 1977 and encodes 658 amino acids. The transcript has 4 exons. The record is from RefSeq and is a predicted model, not a curated record.
AUGCCUUGUGCACCUCGCGUCCCGGUGACGGCGCGUGCCAAAAUCUCUUGCUCACGGUGUCAUCGACGAAAGAAGAAGUGUGAUCGUGUUCUUCCACAGUGUGGGAAUUGUGCGUCCGUGCAACAUUCGUGCAGCUUGGCCGAGCAAGACCACGACAGUGCGACAUAUCCAGUUGCGUUUGUUCGUAGUCUCGAAGAGCGCGUGCGCGAACUAGAACAACAGCAAGCCUUCUUAACCUCACACGAUACGCUUCAGCCUCAAGUAGAAGGAGCAACCCAACUCGGAUUGAGCACGACCUCAAAUCUUUGUGAGAAUACGAAUGAGGUGUCAGUGGAAGACACUGGCCUGACCUUCUCGGACCAGCACAUAUCGGAUCAUGGCAACCAUAUAACCCAUACUGGACAGUCGCCUAUGAUGGACUCAAAUCAUGGCCCUGCUCCUCGUGCUCAGGAGACCCUUGAACAGAACUUGAGAGAUGUUUCUCUCGCAGCAGUAGCAGAACCCUACUUGGGUACAAUGUCUGGAUUGACCUUCGCAAAACUAACACAAGCCGUGCUUCGAAGGCUCUCACCAGACGGUCGAGACUUUGUGUUCAGCCCUCGCGUGGAUGGUAACAUGGUACCUCUGGAAGGAGCCACAAAUCUGCAUCUCGAACUCAUAAACAGUGUGUACUUCGAUUUUGACCAAGCCAUCGACUUUUCUCUGCUCGCAGGAGAACCAUCAUUGCCCCUGAUUGAUGCUUCAAUGCAAAACGAGACAACUCAACUGCCAGAUAGGGCAGAGGUACUACAUCUGGCAAGAUUUUAUUUCGACCAUUCCCACACUCUGUAUCCCAUAGUCCAUCAGCAAGAGGUCAUGGCUGACAUACAUUCAAUUUUAUUGGAUCCUGAUCACCAUCUAACACUAUCUCCACCAUGCAUGUUUCGAAUAUGGAUGGUACUGGCCAUAGGCUCGACCACGUAUUCCUCAAUAACGCUAGCCGAGGAGUUUGUGUCCAGAUUAUACUACGAGAAGGCCAUGACAUAUUUCGAUGCUUCGAUGGACUAUGGCGAUGUUGUUGCACUCGAGGCUAUCAUGCUCCAAGUUUCAUUCUCCUUCUUCAAUCAAAUAGGUCCAAGUACCGCUGCACGUUUAGCACUAGGCAUGGGUCUCCAUUGCGACUCGACAUAUUCAUCGCUACCUAUCAUUCAAGCCAUUAGACGCAAACGACUGUUCCUCUCGAUUUACAUGAUGGAUCGACUAGUGUCCAUCACAUUAGGCAGACCAUUUGCUAUUCACGAAGACGACAUCGAUAUCUCAUCAUUCGCCAUCGAAACAUGCGAGGAGUUAGACAACAACCUCUCUGCUUCACAAAGCAACUUUUGCAAAUCCCCAAUGGCAAUCACCGAGCAUAUUCUGCGUCUACGGAAGAUCGCCACCGACAUCGCCACCAAAGUAUACUGCAAACGUGUAGUUGCCGGCUACUCUGCUGCCCAACGUGAACAAGUCGUUUCCGGUCUACAUCAAGACUUGGUGAACUGGCGACAGAGUGUGCCAUUCCCACUACCACACUUGCACGGCAGUGUUCCGCAUGGAUGCACCACUUGGUUCGACUUGAACUUCUACACGCAUAUGAUGACACUCUACCGACCUUCGCCUUUAUUUCCUACUCUUCCUGUAUCUCAUGUUAACACUCUCGCCGAAGCGGCCGCAUGUGCACUACGCCAGGCAAACAGUAUGCGUCUGCAAAAGCGACUGGCGUUCAACUGGCUGAACCUAUUGAUGCUCUACAAUGCAGUGAUUGCUUUGGUGUACUCUGUGACAGUGCAGCCAGAAAAGCUUGCAGAGUCACUCGAACGCUUGCAUGCAGUUGAAGACUUGCAGCUCGCCAUGGAGAUGUUUGAAGUGUUGGGUGACAAGUUUGCAGCAGCGAAGACUAUUGGUGCCAUGGUCGCUCAAGUUGUUGAUAGGUAUCAGGUUCAUGGACGAGAGGUAUGA